AUGCCCACACACCAGGCAUUUGGACCAAGGUUUGCCAAUGAGUUCAGAGUGCUGAUGGAGCUGCGUAGUGUUCCACAGGAGGAGAACUGGCUGGCUCUUUAUGUGGACUGUGAGCUGGUGGAGAGGGUGAACUGGACUUUCCCUGGACAGGACAUUACCACUGAUGGUCUGCUGAUGCUGGGAGGCAUCAUUGAGGGCUUUGAGACACCAUUUGAAGUGAGGGCUUAUUGGAUGCUCAAAUGUGGCCAUGACAGCAAGUACUCGUUUACAGUCACAGCCUUGGAUGAGAACAUCACCGCAGACACAGAUGACUGGCUACAACAGGGAAUCAUCGACCUGGACUCCCCCGACCCCUCGCCCAGUCUCCAGAGAAAACGUCCUGAUCGGAAGAGCCCAUCCCAGUCUGGCCACCCUGACCCCAGUGAUCUCAUGGAUGAGAACCAGUUGCCUCCUGCAGGGGCCACAGGGGAGCUCCAGGCCCCAAUGGGAAGUCGGGACCUAAAGGACCCAGGGGCUGUGGUGGACAGCCUGGUCUUUUUGAGGCCACAUUGGGACUGGGGGAGCAGAAGGAAAGCCUGGGUGCUCCUGGCUCUGCUGGCAUUCCUGCAUCUAAAGGAGACAGAGGAUUCUCAGGCCUGGGGGGAGAGCCGGGACAAGCAGGUCCCCCAGGCACUCCUGGUCCUGCAGGAAAGCCUGGACAAGACGGCAGUCCUGGGCCACCUGGUGAUAAGGGCUUCACAGGGAAAGUUGGCAUGGAGGGUCCCCAAGGGCCAGUGGGCAUGGAGAACCUGGUGUGAGAGGUCCCGCCGGCAUCCCUGGGAAGAGUGGACCACCGGGCCGUCAAGGAGAGACUGGGCCCAAUGGCAUACAGGGAUCACCCGGUCCUCCAGGCCUCCCAAGGCUGGAGGGCAGGACAGGGAAGCCAGGCCCUUCAGGAAGCCAGAGGCCUGUGGGGGCACAGGGGUCAGCUGGGCCCAUCGGGUUUCCAGGCACUCCUGGGAUGGAUGGUGUGAUGGGGCAGGUUGGAGAAAAAGGAGAACAGGAGCAGCAGGUCCUGUUGGGGACAGUGGGCCAUCUGGACUGGACGGACAGCAGGGUCCCCCAGGAACAGUUGGUGAGGAGGGGUUGUCUGGGAAAAAGGGGGAACAGGGUGCUCCAAGUCCCUUUGGAAAGCCAGGGCCCAAGGGACUCCAGGGAGAGCCAGGGCCACAGGGCUCCCAGGGGCUGCAGGGGGAGCCUGGGCCAAGGGGCAAAGAGGGAGAGAUGGGAGGUUUUGGCAACAGAGGAGAUCCUGGUCCUAAAGGACUUAAGGGGGCAAAUGGACCUUGUGGAUUCCCUGGGUUGGAGGGGCCCUCGGGAGCUCUUGGGGACAAUGAGAAAAGAGGAGGGAAGGGCCACGGAGGACUGGCCAGGUGGGAUUGAUGGGGGAAGCUGGACCGUCAGGCUUGUCUGGAUUGGAAGGUGUUCCAGGUCCUUUUGGAUUGGCUGGGGCUGAUGGACCACAAGGGCAGAAG
Molecule: messenger RNA, 1514 nt
Organism: Salvelinus fontinalis (brook trout)
Lineage: Eukaryota; Metazoa; Chordata; Actinopteri; Salmoniformes; Salmonidae
Exons: 22
Coding region: 1-1422 (473 amino acids)
Source: RefSeq, a predicted model, not a curated record